Aspergillus tanneri is the source of this 483-nucleotide messenger RNA. RefSeq names its product gamma-glutamyl cyclotransferase gliK (gene gliK). Bases 1 to 483 code for a protein of 160 amino acids. The transcript has a single exon. Gene Ontology annotation, molecular function: gamma-glutamylcyclotransferase activity. The record is from RefSeq and is a predicted model, not a curated record. NCBI's taxonomy places the organism in Eukaryota, Fungi, Ascomycota, Eurotiomycetes, Eurotiales, Aspergillaceae.
AUGAACAUCGAAAAAACAACACAGGGAGCCGAAACUAGAACUGAGAAGUUAUGGUACUUUGGGUUUGGUUCCAACCUGAAGACCAGCAUAAUGCGAUCGCGCGGCAUUGAGGUACUCGAUGUAAAAACCGUACGAGUGCCCGGUUACAUCCUGACAUUUGACGUUUUCGGUCUUCCAUAUAGCGAACCUGCAAUGGCUAGCAUUUCCAGAUAUGCGGUCGACACCAAUGGAGAUGCUGCUCCAGAUCCACCAACUGUUCACGGCGUGGCGUACUUAUUAUCUCGCGCGGACCUGCUACGACUCAUCGGUACAGAAGGCGGCGGGGUGGCGUACAGGGAAAUCAUAGUUAAAGGAAUUCCUCUAAACACCGGCAAUGAUGAUAUGAAGCCCAUUUCGAUGUCCACACUUAUUGCUAGGUAUCCACGCCGACCGAAUGCGGCUCCCAGUGCUAGAUAUCUGGUAGGCUGCUCCUGGCUCUCGUAG